GUACUCUAUAUAGUGCAGAAAGACCACAAACCUUCAUAAGUAUAUAAAGUUGUGCAUAGAGCAUCUCGUUCCAUUAUUAUACAGGAAAGAUGAUGUACGUUACUUGUGUUUCUUCGGUUUCCUGUUAAAUAUACAGCGAACAGAUUUACGAUUGUAAAGAAAAAUUAAUAUGAUCGUCGUAAUGAAUGGAACUAAUUCCUCAAAAUUUUGGACGAUUGCUAGGGAACAUGAGAAGCUAGCGGAUGCUAUGCACUACGCGAUCGGGGUAGCAUUUGUUUUGAUAAUGCUCAUAUCUACCCUCGGAAACGGCGGUGUGAUGUAUGUUUUUAUAAGGACCAGGAACCUACGAACCCCAAAUUACUUCUUGGUGUCCGCCCUAUGUCUCGGGGAUUUCCUAAUGAGCACCUUGGGGAUGCCAAUGUUCAUCACUUCCUGUUUCUUCACGCGCUGGAUCCUGGGACGGGUUGGCUGCUUGGUUUACGGGACCUUGAUGACUUUUUUGGGCUUGUCGCAAAUCACGUUGCUCGCUAGCAUCGCCUUCACCCGAUAUCGUUAUGUCGUGAACAACUGUUCCAUUGACACCCUUGUCGCCAAAAUCGUUGUCAUCAUGUGCUAUUUAUACGCUUUCAUUUUCUCACUGGCACCUCUCUUUGGUUGGAGUCGACCCGUGGUGGAACCCAUCGGGACGUCAUGUGGUCCAAAUUGGGCAGGAACCGAACCCCGAGAUGUUAGUUACAAUUUGACGAUUUUCGUUUUGUGCUUUUUUGUGCCGCUAAGCAUUAUCACUUUUUCGUACUUCAUGAUUUAUCUAAAGAUAAAAAGAAAACGAAUACACAAAAAGACUGAUGGAUACGAAAACCAUGUCACAGUCACCAUUUUGCUCAUGAUAGUUGCAUUCCUGUUAUCCUGGAGUCCAUAUGCGGCAUUGGCGAUGUAUGUCAUCAUCACUAAAAAUAGCACAAUGCAUCUUGCCCUAUCAUCAGUCCCUGUGGUUCUAGCCAAGACUGCCCCAUUAUGGAACCCAUACAUAUACUUCGUGAGAGACAGAAGAUUUAACAAGGAGUGCGAAAAGCUGUUGCCGAUCUUCAAAAAGCUCGGAAUUUUUGAAAGUCAUCGUACAGAACAACACGAAUGGCACCAAAUGGGGGAUACAUCAUCCACGAAUGUACCCUUGUGCGAACACGAAAAGCAGAAAACUGUUGCCGAUCUUAAAAAAGCUCGGACAUUUUGAGAUUCGCCCCCACGGAACAACAUGAAUCGCACCCCAUGGGGGAUACAUCCUCGACGAAAGUACCUCUGUGCGAACGGUGAACAAAAGAAAAACACUGUGAAUUUGUUGUUUGGUGCUUGUUUUUGACGACUAUAGAUUCGUUUUUUACGCGAGUACUUAAUUCCGCAAUUCAAAAGUUAUGCAUCAAAUCACGAUAAUAUAAAGCUAGGAAGCCAAUUUUUUCUCAUAGUUUCAUUCAGUUUUUAUCUGUCCGAAAAAGAAAACGAGAUUUUAAAAUGUGAGGCGUGGCUGAAAAUCGUGAUUUUACGCGGAUAUUAAUUCCUCGCGUUUAGAACCAUUUUAACAGGAGCUUGGACUUUGGGUUGUUGAGUCAAACGGCAAUGUGACGUAGGCCUGUCUAUUUUUUGUAGGCCACUCAGGCAUGGAUAUCAACACGAUUUGUCUGGCUUUUGAGCAAAAACUACGCAAUCGGUGUAUAUUUCGCUUGAAACUAGCAUCAUUUUAACUUGUUUUGACGCAAGAAAUAGAUUGUUACAUCCUACUGAAAGUUUAAGGUCUUGUUAAAAUGGUUUUAAUUGGGAAUCAACAGUAAUUAAUUACUGUGAACACAAUACGUUUAGCUUGCAUGGUAUUUGGAACGGGUCAGCUUGAUAUAUAAUAUUUUAGCACAAUCCUGAAUGUGCUUAUUUAUCUAAAUGUAUAAAUGUUUGACGUUUGACGAUGUACGUUACUUGAUUUAGCAGAAGCUGCAUUCCACCGUAAAUUGCUUAUUAAAUCUCACAAGUGUAAUGUAAAACUUUAACAGUAUUUUUGACAUUUAGAGAUGUAGAUCCGAAGUAUUUUUGUAAGGAAAAGGGUGGAGUUAGUCAUUAAAAUUUGAAUUUAUGUUAUUUGUCAAACCUGUCAGGAAAAACAGAGAAUUUUCAUAGUUUUCAUUUCACUUUAAUUUCGAUGUUUCAAUUUACAUGUAGGUUUUUAUAAGUUCUAGAUCCUCCGUUUUUGAUUCUAAGCAUAUAGCGUUAGAAAUACAAUUAACACGUACAAUUGAAUAAUCACCUCAUUAAUUAUAUAACCUUUAAUAGCUUAGCAUGGAUUUUUAGUCUUAAAUAUAUUGUUGUCUUUGUACUGGUAAUAACGGUAACCAAAGAAAAUCAAUGAACUUAUAUUGAUAAAUUACAGCAUUAAAUUUUGAUAAUCAAACAUACUGUAAAGGGCUUUCAAGAAAUGUUGAUAUCUAUUUUUAUAUUACGUGUAUAAUUAUUAACGAAUAUAGUAAAUGAUAAUCAUUCAUGAAUAUCAAAUUUAGUUAAGCUCAGUUUUUGCAAAUGUACAUACUAUUUGAUUAUUACGAGGGUUGUUAGAAAAGUUCGCGGGAAAGUUUCGGAGCGGACUAUUAGCGCGAUUUCAGCGAAACUUUUCAGAUUUAAAAUUGACGUAUUUUCAAACAGAUAUGUAAUAUAUUAUUUUUUAAUGCACUAAUGCACUAUAAAAAUAUACAGCUUAACUAUUAUGAUAAGAUAAGCUUCACGGAGCUUGUCAGUUUUUUUUUUAUAUUCCGUACGCAUUUUUCCUAACUAGAAAAUUGUACCGUUUAAGCUCAUACAAUUGCUUGAUAUUUUGUAUGACAUCGCAAUAACUUAUUAACGUCAUUUUGUAAAAUUUCAAUUCAUUAAAUUGAAAAAUUUCUUACCGUUUUAUCGCUGAAUAUGGACAAACAACGCUUGAAAAUUGAGUCAAAAACGUUAGACAUCUUGGAGCACUGGGCCAUCAUUAAAUUUUGUGUGCAAGCAAGAAAGAUUUCCGAUUGAAACAAAAAGGUUGUUAUAUGCUGCCGGAGAUUACCCUCAUAUGUCUGGGACAACGGUUUACAAAUUAAUCGAACCCUAGGUUUAAAGAUGGAAGGACUGGUAUUUUGAGGUUUAGCUAUAAAUGUAGCUAUAUUUGGGGGGGGGGGGGUCAUAUAACCCAGAUCUUGCACCUAAGGAUUUUGCUAUAUUUACCGUCUUCCUUGGAUAUAUAGAGUUGAAAUAAUUUACAGUCUCCGGGUUGUGCACUUCCUUUCCUUUGUGAUUGGUUGAAAAUACAUGAUUUGAAAAUUUACAUUUAUUUCAUUGGUUGAAAUACUGUUCGGCGCAAGGGAGAUAAUUUUCUGAUGAUCUUUUUCACAAAUCUCGUAGAUUUCAAAUCUUAAAAAGUGAGAAAACGAAAAAGCAAUACAAAUUGCUAUGAAUGAAAUUCAGCCUUUGGUUUUCAGGUCCAACUAGUUGAAAGUAACAUUCUAUAUUUAAUUUAUCUAUUUAAAAAUUGUUUGUUUUUCUUUUGAAUUUAUUCAAAUACUUAUACAAAAAUGAAAAAAAAAAAAAAAAAAAAAUUGAUGCGGUAUGCCUAAUAUCGGUAAAGUUAUUUGCACCUUAGACAGAUAAAUGCAGUGGUAUAACUUUGAUUUUAUCAAAAUAAUACGAGUCUACGACCCUACCUUAGAUCUCUUUCACCCUAUAGUCGAUCUCAACUUACAAGCUCGGGUACGCAGUCCUCAAUUUUAGACACGCAAGCUUAAACGACACAUGACAUAAAAAUGUUUUAUAAAUCAACUCGCCAUGCUAUGUAGAGGAAGGUGACAUUUAUAUAAAAAAGAGUUAAACUGUCUUUGAUAACUAAGUGCUGUUUAGGGUUUGUUCUAAAGACGGUAAGCUUUUUAAAAAAAGCUAAACUUGUUCUUCAUCUAAAUUCGAAACUGUGUGGAUUGUGAUUUUCGUAGCUUAAUGAUCUACGUUAUCCUCCAAAAGACAUUUUACAAAAACUUAUGACAAAUAACGGUGUGGAGGUGCAUUUUAUAACUGGGUUAAAUAAUAUGAAAAGUGUGUGGAACUGAAAGAUGUUUACUUUGAAAAAGAGUCACAGGUUUACUUUCAGUUGUUUGACGUCACCUGACCUUGUAGAAAUAUGAAAUGAUGUUCCGUAAAAUUUUAAUCUAAUUCUUACAAAGUAAAAAUUGCUGUAUAUGUUGAAAAACUUAUGGGAAUCAUAUGAUUUUUUUUGCAUACUUUACUAAUCUAAUUCGUACCAAGUAGAAAUUGCUGUAUUUGUUGAAAAACUUAUGAUUUUUUUUUCAUCAAUCAUUUUAUUAAACAUAAUUAUCCUUCAAAGUACACAGUGAUUUUCCCGUAAAACGUGUCCGCGAACUUUUCUAACAACCCUCGUACAUGAAAAUGUAUAUAUUUUUUUUUACGUAUUUAAAUAUAUGUACAAUCAUUGAUGAACAAUCACAUAAAUUUACCUUAACUGUUAUCAUUCAAUUUAUCAAAUGUAAAUCUUUGGUUUCAUCUGUACUCGUUUAUUUUUAAUUUUAGUGGAUUUUGUUGUUGAGUUAAUCCACAAAAAGUAAUGUCAUCAAUAUUCGUUGAAUUCCAAUUUUUGUGAUUUUUUGUUGUUGUCUUGAUCCACAAAAUAGAAUCUUUAAUUAAAGCCGCCGGAUUCUUAUAAUUUUUUGUACUGGUAUGAUCAUUUGUCGCGUAU
This is a messenger RNA of Magallana angulata, 4747 nucleotides long. RefSeq names its product melanopsin-like. Gene Ontology annotation, molecular function: G protein-coupled receptor activity. Gene Ontology annotation, biological process: visual perception; G protein-coupled receptor signaling pathway. The coding region runs from base 170 to 1231 and encodes 353 amino acids. The transcript has 3 exons. Gene Ontology annotation, cellular component: membrane. Lineage: Eukaryota; Metazoa; Mollusca; Bivalvia; Ostreida; Ostreidae. The record is from RefSeq and is a predicted model, not a curated record.